CUGGUUCUAAUGGUCUUGAAUUUUGUAUUGGUCCUUUUGUAUACAAGGCUCACAGGUUUUCCUGUUAUAAACUCUUAUUAAACAAAACUUUUAGCAGGUCUUUACCAAUGUCCAAUAAUGACCUCUUAAUCCUUCAAUUUAGAAUUCUACCUUUUUAUAUUUGCAUGUCAGGCCACAGAGAGCUUGAAACAGGAGUGUGGUCUAAGAUUGCUUUGCCUACAUUGCAUGGGAAGGGAAGCCCAGACAGCCUUAACCCCUACACUUCUUCAGCCUAGCCAUACAAGUAAGAUUAGCUCAGGCUCUUUCAACCCUAUUGAAGCACCACCAUGGGCUUCUUUCAAAAGUGCACCCAGGCUAAAGUGCCUUCCAUCCUGAUGUUGGGGGCAGUGUACGUGGCCUAUGUGUUGAUCGGCGGGGUGGUGUUCUGGAAGUUGGAAGGACGUCUGGUUCAGGAGGAUAUAAGCCGCAUUCUGGAGGGGAAGAUAAGGCUACUCAACACCUUCCCCUGCCUGAAACAGGAGGGUUUGGAAACAGUGUCAGCAGUAAUUCAAGAUGCCCUGAAAGUAGGGGUCAGUCUGAAAGGCAAUCAGACAAUGGAUGGUCUCUGGAAGUUCUCUAGCUCUACUGUGUUUGCUGCUACUGUAGUCACUACCAUAGGUUAUGGAAACAUGAGCCCACGCACGAUGGCUGGUCAGAUCUUCUGUGUGUUCUUUGCUCUUUUUGGGAUCCCCCUCAACAUGGUGGUCCUUAAUAGAGUGGGGAAGUACAUGCUGGUCAUAGGGAGGAAAACCUGUGACUUCCUACAGGGAAAAACCAACUACAGGAGGUGCACUAGGUUUAUGGUUCACCUGGUGUCCUACCUCUGUGGGGCAGCGUUGUUUUUUGUGAUGCCCAUGAUGGUGUUUGAACAGCAAGAGGGCUGGAACUACUCUAAGGGCAUCUACUACUGUUUCAUCACUCUUAGCACCAUUGGCUUUGGUGACUAUGUUGCAGACAGCAACCCUGACGUUGUCUACCCAGGCUGGUACAGCGUUCUCAUGGCCUCUUGGAUCUUCUUUGGCUUGGCAUGGUUGGCCCUCAUUAUAAACCACUCCAUUGAUAUUCUGGAGAGGCUUAAUGCCCAUGUCAAGCAUUGGGGGAGCUCUACAGAUGACUGCCAGGAUGAGGAACCUGCUGUCCUAGCCCCAGAGGCAGAAGGGGUCAAGGAUGUCACACUGAAUGGAUAAUUAAUUAAAUGAGACAUGAAUGACUUAAUCUUCAAUUCUAUAUAGCUUAAGAACUUUGAUGAUUCAAGGGCUGACACCUGUGAUACUAGUGUUUUAUCAAUUUGCAACUGUCAACAUAAUUUGGUUGCCGGCAGUUGGCCAGCAAUGGCAUUUUCCUA
Messenger RNA from Osmerus eperlanus (European smelt), 1384 nucleotides. It is a transcript of the gene kcnk17, whose product is annotated as potassium channel, subfamily K, member 17. Gene Ontology annotation, biological process: potassium ion transmembrane transport; stabilization of membrane potential. The coding region runs from base 327 to 1226 and encodes 299 amino acids. Gene Ontology annotation, cellular component: plasma membrane. Lineage: Eukaryota; Metazoa; Chordata; Actinopteri; Osmeriformes; Osmeridae. The record is from RefSeq and is a predicted model, not a curated record. The transcript is spliced from 5 exons. Gene Ontology annotation, molecular function: potassium ion leak channel activity; outward rectifier potassium channel activity.